This is a messenger RNA of Anopheles coustani, 453 nucleotides long. RefSeq names its product mite group 2 allergen-like Ixo r 2. Bases 1 to 453 code for a protein of 150 amino acids. Lineage: Eukaryota; Metazoa; Arthropoda; Insecta; Diptera; Culicidae. Gene Ontology annotation, biological process: sterol transport. Gene Ontology annotation, molecular function: sterol binding. The transcript has 2 exons. The record is from RefSeq and is a predicted model, not a curated record.
AUGAUCAAGUUCCUGCUGAUUGCCGCGAUCCUGCCGGCUGUUGUCUUCGGACAAACACCCUUCCGUCCAUGCUCCGGUCGGCCCGCUCCUGUCUCAGUUAACAUCGAAGGCUGCACUGCGCUUCCCUGUGACAUCGUCUCAGGUGUUCCACUAAGAGCUCAUGCUACAAUCACCACACCAGUGGCCACUCCCACCGUAACCGCAUACCUACGCGCUACUCUGUUCGGUCUAGACCUUGGAUUUAACAUCCCUGAAGAUCUCCAGGAUGCUUGUGCCGUGGGCAUCACAGGAGCAUCGUGUCCUCUCACUGCCGGACAGACUUUUGACUACACGCUAGAGUAUGCCAUGGUACUUCCGAUUGUCGGUAUUACCGCGCAAGUGGAAGUCGGUCUGAGAGCAGCGGACGGUACAUAUAUUACCUGUAUCGACAUUGAUGCCCGUAUUAGCGGAUAA